CUGUUUGAAUUAUUUAUGGUUGGAGAACAGUUUUUUAGGUUAGGAUUUUCCAAUUUAUAAUACUGCUAUAAAAUUGCUAUUGUAAUUUGUAAUUUUACCCAAGCCUAAAGAAGUUUGUAUUUUUCAUAAAUUAUGGAUAAUUAAUUUGGGUAUUAAACUUCUUCAAACAUCAAGUGAAUCUUCUCAAUAUUUGAACUUGAAAGCGUGUCUUUUUAUUGACUAUGAGCUUGAUACAAGGAUUAAGAUGUUGCCGCCCACACUCUGUACUUCAGGCAGUGAGAAGCCAGAAAUAUUCCGUUCAAGCUGAUCCAGAGAUAGUAAUUCCCAAAAGAAUUCAUAGAGGUCCUACAGAUAUUCUGAGAGCGCUAGCAAAUACUGUGAAUACGGAUUACACAGCGCCUCAAUACAAAUACCACGAUGACCCUUAUCUGAUACCCAUGUCUAAUUAUGCCAAGCGUAGCUACGCCCUAUCUCAAGAGUCUGGCAAGAAAGCGGCAAAAUGGAUUCUACAGGAACAUGCCGAUCUAUUCCAGCAUAGAGUUGCUGAUCCACCCAUUGAGGUAUUCUAUCCGAAGAAUGUAUAUACUGAAGAAAGUGAAGUGGAGUUGGAAGACCUGAAAAAUGCAAUUGAUCAUAUGGAAGUUUCCGACUCUAUUCUUGUAUUCAAUCUCCUCAAACAGAAAAAUGUUGAUUUACCCAGGGAAGUGCUUCAGGAUCUCCUGGAACUGAUUUGCUUCUACAAUGAGGCAGACAAAGAGGAAGAGAACCUGAUUGAAGAGCGCUGGUACAAACAGGGAAUUGCUGAUCGUAGUACGCAGCGCAAAACAUGGAAGGACAACAACAUAGCCGAGUCAAUAUUCCAAAGCCUGGACCCUCCAGACAGCAAGUCGUAUUCGGCCAUUAUUUCCGGUAUGACCUCCCACGGCCAGCUGGAAGUGGCUUGGAGGUAUUUCGAGCAGGCCAAAUCGCAAGGCGUCACUCUGUCAUCUGGUGUCUACAAUGGACUCAUUCGAAAUGCCAUCUUCGUCAAGGAGGACUGUGAGGCCAGAUGGGCCUUGAUUAUGGAACUGUUGAAAGAGUUGAAUGAUAACAAGGUGCUACCAAAUGUGGGUACUUUGAACUCAGUAAUGGAGGCCCUGGCUGAUAUGGCUAAUUACACUGCUACUCGAGAAAUCGCCCUCAGAGUUAUGGCUGACUUCAAACGCAUCAACAUAAAUCCGUCACUGGCAACAUACUAUCAUCUGUUGAAAUUAUUCUGUCGUGACAAGUCUCGGCCAAAUUCAAUUCUAGCAAACAUUAUAAACGUUCUGGAGCAUCAAGAAUUAUCGAUCGUAGAUGCCAAGGACACAUUCUUCUUCACCCAGGCCAUGGAAAUAUGCUGCAAGCAACUGUCCGAUUUGGAGUUAGCAGAUAGGAUCGAUAGAUUGCUUCACACUGGAAACAACUACAAUCUGAUUGGCGAUUCGAUCAAAGAGUCGAUUUAUUACCGGAACUACUUUCUGUUGAAGUGCGAUCAUGAAACGUUGGAUGACUUCUUCAUAUUCUACGAUAAACUUGUGCCAAACAUUUAUGUACCGGAGCCAUUGGUAACCGAAGUUAUCUUGAAAGCUAUCGAUAUGAACGGAGCAAACCACCUUUACUCGAGAAUUUGGUCGGAUAUAGUUCUAUUCGAUCAGAACGGGAGAGAAAAAAUCAUUAAAUGUGAUCCUGGAAAGUAUGUACAAGAAUCCGUCAGACGAUUUGAAUUGAAAGGCAGCAUGCUGGGCCACAUGAUGUCUGUGUUGUUGAAUGCUGGUCGCUUUGAAAAAUCGUGCGAAAUACUGAAGAAAUUGGACAAGGACCAGCAGACAGUGCUUGGCGUGCCUGACAUCAGGUCUUUGCACAGUUUCAUUGAUGCCAGCCUCGAGAGAAACGAUGCUACUAGAGCUAUGUGGUGUCUUCAGUACUGCUACGAUGCUGGAUUUGAAGAAACAAGCGAAAUUGGUCUGAAAAUUUAUGAGAAGCUGCAACUCUCGGAGAGUCAACUUAGUCGCCUCACCAGUAUUGUUGGAGAGGAUGCAUUACAAAAACAUUAGAACUAGUCUACUUUUAUACAGCCUUAAUCGAAAAUAGACCUUGACAUAAUUUGCUGUUCUUAA
This is a messenger RNA of Nilaparvata lugens (brown planthopper), 2138 nucleotides long. RefSeq names its product protein PTCD3 homolog, mitochondrial. Gene Ontology annotation, biological process: mitochondrial translation. Gene Ontology annotation, molecular function: protein binding; rRNA binding; ribosomal small subunit binding. Lineage: Eukaryota; Metazoa; Arthropoda; Insecta; Hemiptera; Delphacidae. The coding region runs from base 222 to 2075 and encodes 617 amino acids. Gene Ontology annotation, cellular component: mitochondrion. The record is from RefSeq and is a predicted model, not a curated record. The transcript has 13 exons.